This is a messenger RNA of Peronospora matthiolae, 246 nucleotides long. The record is from the annotation of a GenBank genome assembly. Lineage: Eukaryota; Oomycota; Peronosporomycetes; Peronosporales; Peronosporaceae.
AUGAACUCGACUCGAUUUGUGCUGUCUGUGUGCGCGGCAUACAAGAACGUGAUGGAGCAGCUUGACGCGAAUACAGCGUUCCUGAACAGUGGAUUGGUGGAACUUGUCUACGCGGAAGAUACAUUUGGUGUUAUGAACGCUAAGGGUACACUGUGCAAAUGGGAGAAGACUGUCUAUGGUUCAAAGAAGGCAACAAGUGCUCAAGACAAGAUAAUUUAUCGUGUCUUCUUGCAGAGUGGUUUCUAG